AUGUCAUCUAAUUAUAAAAACUUAAAAGCUAUUAAUUAUGAUUUUAUUAGUGACUUUAAAGAAAAGAAAAUAGAUAAGGGAGAAAAUUGGUUAAAAAAAAAUGUCUUGUUAGAAAAAAGUGAAUAUAAUAUGGGUAAAGAUUUUAAAAAUGAAAGAUUAGAACAAAAUAAUAGUAAAUUAAAUUUCAAUUCUAAAAAUUUUUAUUUUAAUGAAAAUUAUUCAUUUUUUAAAGAUACAAAAACUUAUAAUAAGAAAAAUAAUUCCUGUGAGAAUAAAAAUGAAGAGAAAAAUUCAGUUGUGGAAGACAACUUAAUAAAAUAUAAAGAACAAACUAAAAACAGAAUGACAAAUAAUUCAGAAGACAAUAAUAUGUUAAAAAAUAAUAAAAAUGAAGAUUUAAAUUAUACAAAAGUUGAAAGAAACUUAAAAAGGAAAAAAAUAAAUGAAAUUAUAAAUAAAUAUAGGAAAACUAUGAAAAUUUAUCAAGAUAGAAACACACAUAAUGAUUCUGAUAUAGAUAAAAAUAAUGUAUAUAAUACCAAUAAAAAUGAUUGUAACUUAAUUAAAAAUAGUAUAGAAAUCAAAGGAUUGGAAAAAAAUGAUAGUAAAUAUAAUUGUAAUGAUAUAACAUCAAUAGAUAAGGAAAAAAAAAAAGUUCAGGAUACUUCAAUUAUUAACACAGUUAACUUAUAUAAGUAUGAAAAAAAAUUACAUCCUUCUGAAGAAAAUAAUUGGAAAAAGAAUAAUUCUAUAAAAAUUAACCAUAAAAAUUUUAUUGAUGAUAAUAAUAAAUAUAAAAAUUACUUUAAUACGAAUUUUGAUAAAAAUAAAGUUGAAUGUGAUGAUUAUAGUAAUAAUCUUGCAAAUAUGAAAAAGGAUAAGAAUUAUAUAUAUUAUUUUAACAAUGACGAAAAUAUAACAAAUGAUAUUAAUAAUAAAAAUAAUCAGAAUUUAAAUAAUAUUAAAAAAAAAGAUAUUCAAGAAUCAAGUAAAAUAAAUAAUUUUGAUAGAAUAUUAUAUGACAAAAAAAUACAACUAUGCAAAAUUGAAAAUAAAAGGAAUACUUCUACUGAUAAAGAAAUUCAUAAGGAUGAUAAUAUAUAUAAAAUAAAUAAAAAUAACUUAAAUUUUGAUUUACCUACAUAUAAUAAUAGGUUUUAUAUUAACGAAGAUAAAUUAUCCUUUAGUCAAAAAAAAAGAAAUUAUUUAGAUUAUGAAAGGGAAAAACAAAUUGAUUUUAAGAAAUCCGAAAUUUUAAAAAACAAAGAUGAAAAAGAAAAAACAACAGAUUCUAAUACUUUUAAUUUAAGUGAAUUAAAAAACUUAUUUAAUGAAAAUAAAUUUUUUGUUGAAGAAAAAAAAAUUAAAGAUAAAUUUAAAGAAAUAGAAAACAUAGAAAAAUCAAUUGAAUCUAAAAAUUUAUUAUCAAAUGAUGAAUACACAAUUAAUAAUGAACAAAAAAAAAGUUUUAUUGAUGUAAAGAAAUAUUUACAACAUAAAAAAUAUCCUGAUGGAGAAAUAAAAAAAAAUGAUAAUAUUAAAUAUCAUAUAGAUGAAAAAAAUAAACAACAAUCGAAUGAAUACAAUAUCAUUAAAAAUAAAAUUUAUAAUAAUGAUAAAAAUAAUUCAAAUGUUGUUAUAAAUAAUAAAUUAGACUUUUAUAAAAACAUAAAAAUGAACGAAAUGAAAAAAUCUAAUGAAUUAAAAACUGAAUUACUUUACAAUGUUACUGAAGAUAAUAUAAAAAAAAAAUAUAAUUCAGAAACUUCAUUAGAUCAUAAAUAUGACGUAAAAAAUUCUAUAAAUGCAUCAAUAGUUGGAAGCUAUCUUAAAAAAGGAGACAUGGAUAUUUUGAAGAAAAAUGAUAAUUAUGAAAAAAAGCUUAAAAUAAAUAAAAAAUUAUUAAACUUUAAAAAUGAUAGAAAUGUGCAACCAAAUGAAAUUAAUAAAAUAAAUAAUGAAGAAAAUGAUAUAUUUGAUAAAAAUAGUUUUAUAAAUAAAGAUGAUAAUAGAAAAAGUUUAUUUUAUGAUGCAAUUGAAGAACCGUUAUACAAAGAUGAAAAUAACAUAAAAAAAUGUAUUGAAAAAAAAAUAAAUAAAAAUGAAGAAAAGUUAAAUAAAUAUGACUAUAAAUUGAGCACUCAUUAUGGUAAAACUGAGGAUAUCAAAGAAGGAAAAUGGAGUAUUUUAAAAACAAAAAAUUUAGAAAUUAAGCAUGUAGGUAAUAAUUCUAUAAUUGAUGAUAAAAAAAAAAAGGAAAGACAUUUAUACAAUAAUAUAAGUGAAAAUUUCAAAAAUUCGUUACUAUCAAAAUUAAAGGAAAUUAAUAAAAGAAAAGAAAAUAUUAAUAGUGAUUAUGUAAUAAAAGAAAAUGAAGAAUUGAGUAAAAGUAGCAAAUUACUUAUUGAGAAUAUUGAUUUUUUAAAAGAUAAAAAAUUAUAUGAUAUUUAUGAAAAAAAUAAAAUAAAAAACGAAAAAGAAGAAGAAAAAGAAGAAAAAGAAGAAAAAAAAGAAAAAGAAGAAAAAGAAGAAAAAGAAGAAAAAGAAGAAAAGGAAGAAAAGGAAGAAAAGGAAGACAAAAAUGAAAAAGUAGAAGAAGAAAAAAAAAAAAAGAAUUUAAAUGAUAAUAAUUACAUUCCUUUAAAAAAUAAUUUUGUGAACAAUUUUAACACAAAAAAUAGUUCCAUUAAAGAAGAAAUAAAAUACAUUAAUGGUAAUAUUAAUAAUAAAGAAUUAACUAAAAGUCAUUUAAAAUAUGAUAAAGAUUUUAUAAAUUUGUAUAAUUCUAAAAAUGUGAAAACAAAUAAUGACAAUUACUUAAAUGCUAAUUUUACAAGCGAAAAUAUUGAUUGUAAAAUAAAAAAUGAUUUUAAUAGUGGUAAUAAAAAUAUAAAUUCAAAAUAUAAAGAAAUAAAUAUAAACAGGAAUAAUAUGAGUCGUGAAAAAAUAAAGUAUGAUUAUAACUUUGAAAUUAAUAAUGAAAUUUCUCAAACAGAUAAAAAAAAUAAAAUAGAAAAUAUAAUCAAAUGUAAUAAUAAAGAUGAAAUAAAAAACAUAGAAAUAUGUACAAAUGAAAGUAUAAAAAGAAAGAAUGAUAAAAUCUUAAACAGGAGUAUUAAUGAAUAUGUUAACAUGAAUGAAAGAAGAAAUCAAUAUGAAAACAAUAAAAAAAAUGAAAAUGAAAAAGAUACAAGUAGUAUAAAUAAAAAGAGUGUUAAUUUAAAGUAUAUAUUAACACAAGAUUCAGUAAAGGAAGAUAUUUUUUCAAAAAAUAUUUUAGCUAAUUUUGAUGAACACUUAAAUGAAGCAAGAGAUAAUUCAAAUAUGAAUACACAUAAGAACACUUUGUAUUAUUCUGUUGACUUUCUAAAUAAUUUAAUUAAUGAGGAUAAUAAUAGCAAAUCCACUCAUGAUAUAUUUUCACGAAGGAUAAAUAAACUGUCAAGAAAUCAAAAAAAAAAUGAAAAUAAAAUUAGUUAUAGAAAAAUUAAUGAAAAGGAAAAUGGUUAUAAUAUAUAUUCAGAAGAAAAAAAAAAGAACUCAAAUGAAAAAAUAAAAGAAAAAUUAGAAAUGAUAAAACAAAUUAACAAUGAACAAAAAACCCAAAUUGAUGAGGAUAAUAAAUUAAGACAUGAAAUAAAUUUGAAAAGAAAAUUAUAUGAAUUAAAAAUUAGAAGAGAAUUUGAAGAGAAAAUAAGAUUACGAAGAAAAUUAAAUGAACAAGAAAUUAUACAUGAAAAAAAAAAGGAAUGUAUAAAUGAUAAUGUUAAUAAAAUAAAAGAGAAGGAAAAGGAAAAAAUAGAAGAUAACGAUGAAGAAGUAGAAAAUACAAAAGAAAAAAAGAAAGAAAAAGAAAAAGAAAAAGAAAAAAAGAAAAAAUUAUUUGAAGACUAUUCUAGUGAUGGUAGUUAUUAUAAAUAUGUAUACAGGAAUUUAUAUGAAGAAACAUGUAAUAAAAAGGUAAAAAAUUAUUUUUAUGAUAUAAGUGAUAAUUUGUACUUACAAGAAUGUUCAGAUAAUUUUUUUCAUAACAUUAAAAGUCAUUCAUCAGUUGAUAAUUCUAUUUCUAAUAGUUUUGAUAAUGAAUUAAUUUCCUUAAGUAAAAUAAAAUUUGAUGAUUUUGAUUAUAAUUACUUAAAUGAACGUAAAAUGUCAAAAUGCAUAAAAAAAGAAAAUUCCACUUGUUCUCGUAAGAGUGAAAGUGAUGAUAAGUUAAAAAAUAAGUUUUUAAUUAAACCUCAAGUAGUUUUAACAGAUAAUGAAAAUAAUUGCACAAGUGAUCAAAAAAAGAAAAAAACGAUGAAACUAGAAAAAUAUAAAUUAUCAAAUAAAUACGAUUCAAAUAAUAACCACAGUGAUAGAGAUUAUCGAAGUUCCUACUUGACUAAAACUGAAAAAAAAAAGUCUUUUGAUUAUUCUAACAGUAUAAUUAAUUCUAACAAUUAUAAAAAUAAUAAUGAAAUAUUGAAUAAAUUAUUAAACAUAAAAUAUCAAGAUAAGAUAAAGAAAAAUAAUAUAAAUGAAAAAAGUGGGAUAAUAAUAGAGAAAAAUAAAAUUGAGAAAAAUGUAAUUGAAAAAAAUAACAAUAAAGAAGUAAAUAAUAUAAAUGAAGAGAAUAAUGUAACUGAAAAAAACAACACAAGUAUAGAAUAUAUUAUAAAUGAAGAAAGUUAUACAAAUGAUAAAUACAGCAUAAAUGAAGUAAAUAAUAUAAAUGAUGAUAAUGUAAUAAAUAAAAAAAAUAAUUUAAAGGAAGAAAAUAAUACAAAUGAAAAAAACAAUAUAAAUGAAAAAAGAAAUAUAAAUGAAAUAAAUAAUUUAAUUGAAGAAAACGACAUAAAUCAAAACAAUAAUAUAAAAGAAGAGAAUAAUACAAAUGAAAAAAACAAUAUAAAUGAAAAAAGAAAUAUAAAUGAAAUAAAUAAUAUAACUGAAGAAAACGACAUAAGUAAAAAAAAUUAUAUAAAUGAAGAAGAUAAUAUAAAUGAAAAAAAUGAUAUAAAUAAUGAGAAUAAUAUAAUUAAAGAAAACUACAUAAAUAAAGAAGAUAAUAUAAAUGAAAUAAAUGAUAUAAAUAAAAAAAAUUAUAUAAAUGAAGAAGAAACUAGUAAUAACAAUAUAUAUGAAAAUUAUAAUAAUAUAAAAUUAAACAAAAAUUCUGAAGUGAAUUCACAUUUAGAAAAGUCAAAUUUACAAAAAUUGAAUUUGUCUAAUAACCAAUCAGGAAAAAUGGAAUAUGGAAAUGAAGAUGAAAUUAAAAAUAAAUCAUCUUUAAAUAAAACAGAAAACAAAAUUAGUUUGAAUGAAAAUGAAGAAAAAGAAAAAGAAAAAGAAAAAGAUGAUGAUAAUAUAAAAUCUUCUUUAUCUUCGUCUGAUAAUGCUAUACCUAAAAUUAACAUUUUACAAAAUAAAGAAAAUUACAUUCCUUUAGAUGUUGCCUUAAAUUUUGUCAUGGAUAAUCAAAAAUUAAAAAAAAAUAUACAAAAGGAAAAUAAAGGAAAUAAAAAAAAGAAAACUUUUGUGCAAUGGCUAAUGGAGGAAAGAAAAAAAAGACUAAAGAAUAAUUUACCAAUAGAUAUAUAA
This is a messenger RNA of Plasmodium gallinaceum, 5583 nucleotides long. Its product is annotated as conserved Plasmodium protein, unknown function. Bases 1 to 5583 code for a protein of 1860 amino acids. NCBI's taxonomy places the organism in Eukaryota, Apicomplexa, Aconoidasida, Haemosporida, Plasmodiidae. The transcript has 2 exons. The record is from RefSeq and is a predicted model, not a curated record.